CACAACGUCAGCGUCAACGUCAGCGACGCCGUCAGCAGCAGCAGCAGCAGCACAGUCAGAAAAUGGGCUGUGGACAGAGCAAAAUACAUUUAUAUCCCAGGAAAUCGAAGAGUAAAGCAAACGGCAAGAAAGGAGGACACGCCGACUCGGAUGCUGAGACGGAUGAGGAUGAAGGUCACAUUGAGGAUGCUGAGAAGGCGCAACAGCGCGAGCGCGAGAAGCAUGACGAGACCGAGGAACAAAGCAAUAAGGACAUACAGGACACCGAGGAGGACGUGGCCGUCUCGCUGCUGCGUGCCAAAAACCUGUCGCUGCUCCAAAGCCAAGAAAUAUCAUCAAGCCAACAGAACUUCUUUCGCAUGCUGGACAAGAAGAUCGACGAGGGGCCCGACUAUGACUCGGCCAGCGAGACGGAAAUUGCCUUGGAGGAGGCUCGACUGAAUGCGCUGGUCCAGCAUUGGGAGUCCGCCAGCCUCACCGCAUCCAUAUGCUCCUCCGCCAGCCGCUCGCUGCAGACGACGCCGAUACGUCAGGUGGCCCAAGUGCCGCUCAAGACGAGAGGCGCUACGAGAGAACCCGCUGGCCAUCUACUGCAGCCCUCCUCGGCGUGCAACACGCUGCCCACUACUGAGUAUCUACCUCAGCACGUCAUGGCGGGGCGACAGCAACAGCAGCAGCAGCAACUACAGCAACAACAGCAGCAACAACAGCAGCAGCAACAUCAAGCGGCAGCGAUCUAUCAGCAGCAGCAGCAGCAGCUAAUCCUCUCGCAGCAGUUGCUGCCACAACUCGAUGCCAAUCUCGUCAAUACGUCCAAUGCCAAUGCAGCGGCCGCCGCGCAGCUCAAUCAGCUGCAACAGCAGCAGCAACAGCAGCUGGUGCUCUACCAGCAACAUCAGCAACAACAACAACAGCAACAACAGCAACAGCAGCAACAACAACAGCAACAGCUCGCUACGUAUGGUGGGCAUAUGUUGACGCUUCCUGCCGGCGCCAAGCCCCAAACUGUCAGUCCCAAGCGGCUGCUCUAUGGCGCCAUACCCCCGCCGCCCGUUUGCGCAGCUCCUGUUCAGUAUAUUGCCGCCAGCUCGCCGCUGAUGCAGACGGGCGUGACGGGCUUCCUAAAUGGCGCCGGCGCAACAGCCGGUCGCGCACCCCUGCAGCUUUCCUACUACGGAGUACCGAGCACUGCCUCCCAAAAUGUCGCCCAGCAAGCGGCUCCAGUUCCCAUCGCCUCCGAAUCUUACGAACCACCAACCGCUCCACACAGCCAAAGCCAGCAGCAGCAGCAGCAGCAGUUGCAGCAGCAGCAGCACAUACAGCAGCAACAGUUGCAACAACAGCAGCAGCAACAGCAACAGUUGCAGCCACAAACGUCGCAGCUGCAACAGCCGCCAAAUGCAGCCGGCGCCUACUACGGCGAGGUCAUGCACAAUGUUCAGCCCGCGCCACCCACGGAAUACAAAUUUCCGCCGGCAAUCAGCGUGCAGAGAUUGGCGCCGCAGGUGCAGCGGCAGCUGCGCGAGACGCAGGAACUCAUAAAAGACUCGUGCCCGCAGCUGUAUGCGGCGGGCUAUGGGAGCCCAGGACCACCGAUACGCAAUCCCAACAGGAAUCCCACUAGAACUAGACCCACCCUGGAGACGCAGUUCUCGCAGGAACUCUCGUGAUAUCUAUAUAUGUAAACAGCAAAGCAAGCCGAAUCCCCUAGCAAACAACUAAAACAAAAUCCAAAAACAAACACAGAAUUAGUCAACUGCGCCAAAGAACAAAUUUAAGCAAAAUUAACAAACACAAAAUUUAAUUAUAAACAAAAAAAGAAAAUGCAAAAAAAAAAACGAAAAAAAAUCGAUAAAAUUGUAAAACUGCACUCAAUGUUUCAGUACUCCUUGCCCUCCCCCCCAAUCGGGUAGUUAAGAGCCCAGAAAACGAGAAAUUAGAACAGCAACUAAUACUACUGAAAGUUAUGCGAAUCAGGAAUAUAUUGCAUUAUAACUAUAACUAUAUAUAUAUAUACAUAGUUAUGCAGACACACGCCCCCAAGUAAUCAGCCGGCAGCCAAAGAGCGAGGGAUAGAAUGCCAGACAAAUAGUUUAAGGAUCGAGUAUAUAACACUCUAUGUACGCCAAGCAAGCCCAGACGUUAGCCAGUUACAAAAGCAACAAAGCAACAAAAACACAAAGAAAACACAACACAACAAAAAUGACUUCUACAUUCUCACAAUUUUGUUAGUCAUAAUCAUAUUCAUCGUGUAAUUUUUAAAAAUCAAUUCUGUAAAAUGUGUGAGGUAAAGAAAUUGUCAAAAAACCCAAA
Drosophila navojoa is the source of this 2313-nucleotide messenger RNA. It is a transcript of the gene tow, whose product is annotated as target of wingless repressor. NCBI's taxonomy places the organism in Eukaryota, Metazoa, Arthropoda, Insecta, Diptera, Drosophilidae. The record is from RefSeq and is a predicted model, not a curated record.